Molecule: messenger RNA, 3136 nt
Organism: Podarcis muralis (Common wall lizard)
Lineage: Eukaryota; Metazoa; Chordata; Lepidosauria; Squamata; Lacertidae
Gene: OXCT1
Product: 3-oxoacid CoA-transferase 1
Biological process (GO): ketone body catabolic process
Cellular component (GO): mitochondrion
Molecular function (GO): succinyl-CoA:3-oxo-acid CoA-transferase activity
Source: RefSeq, a predicted model, not a curated record
CCCCCAACCCUCCCCCAGCUUCGCAUCCCAUUUGACAGGCGCGCCCUGCUCUCUCUUUUUUCCCCCGGCAGCCUCGCGCCGAGGGGGUUGGGCAUCAGCCGCCGCCACCGCCUCCUCCUCUUCUCCUUCUCCAAGGCCGCUGCUCGCCCCGGCUCCUUCCUGCUCGCCUUGCACGCCGCGAAGCGCACGAAGAUGGCGGCUCAGAGCCUCCUGGCCCGCUUUGCUCGCUGCCUGCCCGGCUCCGGCACGGCGCAGCUCCUCCGUCGAGCCCCGGCCAAGAGCUGUGGCUGCUAUUUUUCAACAAGCAGCUGCCACAAUACCCAGUUUUAUAAUGAUCCGGUGGAAGCAAUAAAAGACAUACCCAAUGGGGCCACUCUCCUCGUUGGUGGUUUUGGGCUCUGUGGCAUCCCUGAGAACCUCAUAGGAGCACUGUUGAAGACUGGUGUAAAAGGGAUAACCGCUGUCAGUAACAAUGCAGGGGUAGACAAUUUUGGGCUGGGACUCUUACUCCAAACGAAGCAAAUCAAGCGCAUGGUGUCGUCCUACGUUGGGGAGAACGCAGAGUUUGAGCGGCAGUAUUUAUCUGGAGAGCUGGAGGUUGAGCUUACGCCACAGGGCACCCUGGCUGAGCGCAUUCGAGCAGGAGGAGCGGGCAUCCCAGCUUUCUUCACCAGCACGGGGUACGGGACUUUAGUGCAAGAAGGAGGGGCUCCGAUCAAAUACAACACAGACGGUACUGUUGCCCUUGCCAGCGAGCCCAGAGAGGUGAGGGAGUUUGAUGGGCGACACUAUAUUAUGGAAAAGUCGAUAACGGGGGAUUUUGCGCUAGUGAAGGCGUGGAAAUCUGAUCGUGCUGGGAACAUUAUCUUCAGGAAAACUGCAAGAAACUUUAACCAGCCCAUGUGUAAAGCUGCCAGAACAACUGUAGUAGAGGUAGAAGAAAUUGUGGACGUUGGUUCCUUUGCCCCAGAAGAUAUUCAUGUCCCCAAGAUCUAUGUCCAUCGUCUCAUCAAAGGGGGAAAGUAUGAAAAAAGAAUCGAGAGGUUGUCGCUACGCAAAGCUGAAGAUAGCAAAGGCAAGCAGAAGAAAGAUAGCGAUAACGUAAGAGAGAGGAUCAUCAGGCGAGCGGCCCUUGAAUUCGAGGAUGGCAUGUACGCUAACCUGGGUAUUGGAAUCCCACUGCUUGCCAGCAACUUCAUCAGUCCAGAAAUAACUGUUCAUCUACAGAGUGAAAAUGGAGUCCUUGGCUUGGGACCUUACCCAUCUGAAAGCGAAGUUGACCCUGACCUCAUCAAUGCAGGCAAAGAGACGGUCACCGUGCUUCCAGGGGCUUCCUACUUCUCUAGCGAUGAAUCUUUUGCAAUGAUUCGAGGGGGACAUGUUAAUCUGACAAUGCUUGGAGCGAUGCAGGUGUCUAAAUAUGGUGAUCUAGCCAACUGGAUGAUUCCUGGUAAGAUGGUGAAAGGCAUGGGAGGCGCCAUGGACUUGGUGUCCAGCUCAAGAACUAAAGUGGUCGUCACUAUGGAGCACUCUGCAAAGGGCAACGCCCACAAGAUUUUGGAAAAAUGCACUUUGCCAAUUACGGGAAAACAGUGUGUGAACCGCAUCAUAACAGAAAAGGCUGUGUUUGAUGUCGACAAGAAAAAGGGACUGACGCUGAUUGAAAUCUGGGAAGGGCUGUCCGUGGAUGACAUCAAGAAAAGCACUGGGGCUGAGUUCACAGUUUCGCCAAAGCUCUCGCCAAUGAAGCAGAUUUCGACUUGAAAAGUUGACUGGGCUUAACAUCCACGCUUCCAGCGAAGGGGAAUCAAAUGUCUGUUUUGCAAUUAUGCAUUUUAAAGAGGUCUUUGUAAAGUAGUUUCUUCGGUAGUUAGCGUUCAGGCUGACUAUGUAACUAGAACUAUGUAAAUGUUUAUUCGCAAGCAACAGUGCAGUUUCCAAAAAUAAAUCCUAGCUGGUACCUAGAUAUUUAUAAUUGCCACACUGCAGGUUUGACUGCAAAUAAACGCUGGCAAGAGACAAUAGCCUGUUUUGGAUGAUCCUAUCUUGGUUUAUGAAGCGGAGAAACACACAAGCCUUUUCUUGGAGCAUGCGCAAGCCACAAAUCACCCAGAAAGUCUUUAGUUAGCCAAAGUUUCCUUCCUAUGAGCAAGCCAGGAUCUUCAGCCACAGCAUGGCUUGAGAUCUUGAGUUGUUCCAAAGCUGGUAGCCAUAGUUUCCUGGUUUGGAUGAAACGGGUGACUGUGGUUCAAUAGAAGCUCCAUGCUUUGCUGCGCAAAUGGGCUACAGGUGUGGGCAACAGGCUUAUGCAGAUCUCUGCUUAAGCCGAGAUAGGAUCAAACACAUCCAAUCCCUUGUAGAUGUGAACGUUAAUACUGUAACUCUGUAUGGAGGCAGAGGUCACUUCCACGCACAGAACAUGCUAAUUUGCAAGUGCCUGUACGGUAGGCUGCAACUGCGCACACACAAAGAGGUACAGGACAAGUUGUUGGUUUUCAAACAUGUAAAUAAUCAGAUGUUUGGAUAUUCAGGAGUUCUACUUACAGAAGUUUGCAUAGCUAAAAACCUGGGCAGGGGGAGCUGUUUAUAUUCUGUAAUUGAAAGUCCGUGUUUUGUUAAACUACCAUGUUUCUGGUCUUCAGGGCUGCAAAGACAGGCUUGGAAGUCUGUGGGCUCUUCCUGCUGAAAUCUCAGAAACCAAGGAGAGACAUUGGCAUUUGAGAUUUCCAGCAGUAAGGGAAUUGGGUUUUGUGCUCUGCGUUAACUAACUCCUUCCCCUUCUUCAUAAAUAGCACUUAGGACACUUUUGUGUUGAAUUUUCAGAGUAGCAGUAAAUGAAAUGCUAGCAGAAUGAGGUAUGCAAAAUAAACAGAGGGAUGGAAAUUUAAUUUGCAUAAAUUAUGCAGGCCACAGAAUGCAGCUGUACUUUAUACAAAAUUUGGGUUACCUUGGCAUAGGAUUUUCAUUAUUUAAGUUCUGAGUAUAGACAGCCCUAGGUUGCAUAGGAAACAUACAGUGAGUUGAUAAGCUUUCAGAUAAUGGAAGUUUGUUGAAAUGGAAGCCAUUGUCCUGCUCUCAUGGUUAAUUUUUUUAAAAAACUGACUUCUUAAUAAAUGCAUACAGAGUUGCAUGAGUA